GUCUGGGCUGAGGGGAGGCCCGGAGCCUUUCUGGGGCCUGGGGGAUCCUCUUGCACUGGUGGGUGGAGAGAAGUGCCUGCAGCCAACCAGGGUCAGGCUGUGCUCACAAUUUCCUCCAGCGGCAUGUAAAGCCUCCACAAAGGAGUUGGGAGUUCAAAUGAGGCUGCUGCAGUCGGCCUGAGGAUGGACCCCAAGCCCUGAGCGGCACUGCCCAAGGCCAGACCUGCAGAGCAUGGCACCAAGGUGGCCGCCUGCCCCGCAGUGAGGGAAAGCAGAUUGUGAGCAGCCCUGGGGCACCCCGCUGGCCCCCGCCCCAUCCUCGUUGGAGCCGGCUGCAAGUCAGAGCCAACAGAGGCCAGUGAGCAGGGCUGCCGGGCCGCCAGCUCGGCCUGUGACUUGGGACCUCUCCUGGAGGCCAUGGACAAGCUGCCCCGCUGACGCCACAGUGCAGCAUGUGAGGAGCGGCCCCAGGAGCCACACAGGAGGGAAGAGGGUUUCAUAGAAUCCAUUCACAAAGAAUAACCACCACAUUGCAAGGACCAUGAGGCCACUGUGUAUCACGUGCUGGUGGCUGGGACUGCUGGCCACCCUGGGAGUUGCUGCAGGCCCCGAGGAUGGUUUUGAGGGCACAGAGGAGGGCUCACAGAGAGAGUUCAUUUACCUCAACAGGUACAAGCGGGCGGGCGAAUCCCAGGACAAGUGCACCUACACCUUCAUCGUUCCCCAGCAGCGGGUCACAGGCGCCAUCUGCGUCAACUCCAAGGAGCCAGAGGUGCUCCUGGAGAACCGCGUGCACAAGCAGGAGCUGGAGCUGCUCAACAGCGAGUUGCUCAAGCAGAAGCGGCAGAUUGAGACCCUGCAGCAGCUGGUGGAGGUAGACGGCGGCAUCGUGAGCGAGGUGAAGCUGCUGCGCAAGGAAAGCCGCAACAUGAACUCACGUGUCACGCAGCUCUACAUGCAGCUCCUGCAUGAGAUCAUCCGCAAGCGGGACAACGCACUGGAGCUCUCCCAGCUGGAGAACAGGAUCCUGAACCAGACGGCUGACAUGCUGCAGCUGGCCAGCAAGUAUAAGGACCUGGAGCACAAGUACCAGCACCUGGCCACACUGGCCCACAACCAGUCAGAGGUCAUUGCUCAGCUUGAGGAGCACUGCCAGAGGGUGCCCGUAGCCAGGCCUGUACCCCAGCCGCCUCCUGCCACCCCACCCCGGGUCUACCAGCCACCCACCUACAACCGUAUCAUCAACCAGAUCUCUACCAACGAGAUCCAAAGUGACCAGAACCUGAAGGUGCUGCCACCACCUCUGCCCACCAUGCCUGCCCUCACCAGUCUUCCAUCCUCCACUGACAAGCCAUCAGGCCCAUGGAGAGACUGCCUGCAGGCCCUGGAGGAUGGCCAUGACACCAGCUCCAUCUACCUGGUAAAGCCUGAGAACACCAACCGCCUCAUGCAGGUGUGGUGUGACCAGAGACAUGACCCCGGGGGCUGGACUGUCAUCCAGAGGCGCCUGGAUGGCUCCGUCAACUUCUUCAGGAACUGGGAGACAUACAAGCAAGGGUUUGGGAACAUUGAUGGAGAGUACUGGCUGGGCCUGGAGAACAUUUACUGGCUGACAAACCAAGGCAACUACAAACUGCUGGUGACCAUGGAGGACUGGUCCGGCCGCAAGGUCUUUGCAGAAUAUGCCAGCUUCCGCCUGGAGCCAGAGAGCGAGUAUUAUAAGCUGCGGCUGGGGCGCUACCAUGGCAAUGCGGGUGACUCCUUCACCUGGCACAAUGGCAAGCAGUUCACCACCCUGGACAGAGAUCAUGAUGUCUACACAGGAAACUGUGCCCACUACCAAAAGGGAGGCUGGUGGUAUAAUGCCUGUGCCCACUCCAACCUCAACGGGGUCUGGUACCGCGGGGGCCAUUACCGGAGCCGCUACCAGGAUGGAGUCUACUGGGCUGAGUUCCGAGGAGGCUCCUACUCACUCAAGAAGGUGGUGAUGAUGAUCCGGCCCAACCCCAACACCUUCCACUAAGCCGCUCCCCUCUGGAUCUCCCGUGGCCAUCAGCAGGAGCCUGCCCAGCAUGCAGCCCCAGCACAAUGAGCAACUACUCACCAGCUCAUCCUGGGCUGUAAGGACUGAGAGCUGGAUUCUGUUUUUUGAAGUCACUGUGUCAGAUAAUGAAACUGGACUGGUACUGUGUUCUCUGUCCCUCCUCUACUUUCCUUCAAAUCAGACAGCCCCUCAUGUUUCUAGGACAGGACUGCAGACAACUCUUUCUUUAAAUAAAUUAUCCCUACAAUAAAACACCAUUGCAAAAUACCUUCA
Marmota flaviventris (yellow-bellied marmot) is the source of this 2317-nucleotide messenger RNA. RefSeq names its product angiopoietin like 2 (gene Angptl2). The record is from RefSeq and is a predicted model, not a curated record. Lineage: Eukaryota; Metazoa; Chordata; Mammalia; Rodentia; Sciuridae. Gene Ontology annotation, biological process: blood coagulation.